Penicillium verhagenii is the source of this 1506-nucleotide messenger RNA. RefSeq names its product Zn(II)2Cys6 transcription factor domain-containing protein. The coding region runs from base 1 to 1506 and encodes 501 amino acids. The transcript is spliced from 3 exons. Gene Ontology annotation, biological process: positive regulation of transcription by RNA polymerase II. The record is from RefSeq and is a predicted model, not a curated record. Lineage: Eukaryota; Fungi; Ascomycota; Eurotiomycetes; Eurotiales; Aspergillaceae. Gene Ontology annotation, molecular function: zinc ion binding; DNA-binding transcription factor activity, RNA polymerase II-specific; transcription cis-regulatory region binding. Gene Ontology annotation, cellular component: nucleus.
AUGGCUCCGCAAUCCUCGUCUCGACGACUACGUAUACGAAAGCCUCGUGGCCGUGGCCUGCGAACAACAAAUGGGUGGCGCCACCUAAAGUGCGAUGAGGCCAAGCCUAUAUGCGGACCUUGUGUGAGCAAGGACAAGAGUUGUGAAUAUGCCAACACUCCCGAAGGCCGCAAAUCGAUUCGGGCCCAGGGUAGUGCGAAUACUGAGACUCAUGUCUCUACAACACCGCGAAAAGAAUCACCGGAUAAGAACCAUGAGGUAUCGAAUGCAGGUAUACUUGACUUGGCUGCAGUUGAGCCGCAUGAAAUAGCGCCUCUGGCUUGGACUAGCCAAGACGCGAGCGCCACCAACCAGUCGGGAGACGUGCAUGAUCAGGAUCUAACAGUCGAAUCAAUUGAGAUCACAAGUCCAGUGGGUCUUCAGAAAAGUUACCUGUCUCCAUCUAAUGCAUCCGUCGCGGCUGUCAGGUGGUUUGGAUUGCUAGCGAGUGAUGCUGCAAGAGACAGCCCUCAACAAGCAGCCGUUCCGAGUUCAUGGGAAACGGAGGGCUUGCUUCUUGACCAAUCUAGUGGUGACAUCGAUAAGCCUAGCUCACUUCAGCGCGCGACUCAAGUUUUGGACAGCCCUCCUGUCUUCAAUGGAAGUCAUGAACCGAUUAAUUCUGAGGCUCAUGAAAGUGCCACGCUCCAAGGAGAAAUCUGGCAUUCGCGAAAUCCAAUCGAGCUAUUACCUAAUGAGCAGAUAUUAUUUGUUCAUUUUGUAAAUCAUGUCAGCUCCUGGAUUCACAAUGCCGGACUUUUGAAUGCCAUUUUGGCACUUGCACUACGGCAUCUAUCCUUAAAUCCCUACCAAGACACGCAAAAUAUCCCCGGCAAGGGGGAAUCAGCUGUUCAGUAUUAUUACCAGACGCUGCAUUAUGUGCACCGAGCAAUGCAAUACUCGACCUACAAGACAAGCCUGGAACUCCUCGCCACAACCCUGAUAAUUUCCGCAUAUGAAAUGCUGGAUAACUCCACAAAUGGCUGGGAGCGGCAUCUUGAAGGAGUAUUUCUGAUCCAGCGAUCCCAAACCAUUCAUGGAGAGUCUGCGGGUCUUCAUUCCGCUGUAUGGUGGGCUUGGUUAUGCCAGGAUAUUUGGGCUGCAUUUCGCGAGCAACGCAAGACACUUACGUUCUGGGUUCCUCAGAAACCGCUUUCUGCCCUGCUACCACACGAACUUGCUAAUCGGGCAAUCUACAAUGCUGCUAAAGUAAUCAGCUAUUGUGCUGACAGUUCUACUGAAGCCAGUAUUCAAAAUCGGAUGGACGAAGCUAAUCGUCUCCGCAGUACAUUGGACGACUGGCAGCAACAUCUGACUAUUGAGUUCUCGCCUCUGCCUCUGGCUUCAAGAGAAAUAUCGUCGUGUUUCAAUCCAAUAUGGGUCAAUCCUCCUGCUUUUGGUAUGUGUCUGUGUCGCAUUCUUGAUUUUGAGUUUUAUACUGAGCUUCUGAAACACACAUUAACAUAA